GUGAGUGACAUGUGAGAUACCUCACACCGACAGUGAACAUGUCCAGAAAUCACCUACGAUUUAUAGCGAGAACGGUUCUGGUUCGUAACAAUGAUGUAGACAGAUCUUACCGAGUUCUUGAUAAAAUACAUCGUAAUGAGAAAAUCUUUGAAAAUGUGAGAAGAAAAAUGUUCUACGAGAAGCCAUAUCAGACACGAAAUCGUCUUAGUUGGGAAAGAUGCAAAAGAAUUUACAAUGCAGACAUGCAAAGGAAGAUUGAGUUUGUCAUGAGAAAGAACAGAACAGAUCCUUGGCCAAGAUGACUUAGGUGAACCACAGAAAAGAAGCAGUGAAUUAUCUGAACUCAUACAAGUGUUACUUGUGUUAAAGAGGAUGAUAUGUGUUAUGUGUGUAAGACUAAGUUGCCAGCUGUUUGUAGUCUUUUUCUUCCUUGUACAUGUAGACAGAGUCCCUUCUAGACAGUCUAUAGGCAUUGUACUUGUUUGCAAAGUUACACCUUUUCAUUUGCAUACACCACAAUACAUCCAUGUAUCAAAUUCGUUUUUAUUGUGCUAAAAUGUGCUGAGAAUAAAGACUUUG
This is a messenger RNA of Liolophura sinensis, 579 nucleotides long. RefSeq names its product small ribosomal subunit protein bS21m-like. Lineage: Eukaryota; Metazoa; Mollusca; Polyplacophora; Chitonida; Chitonidae. Gene Ontology annotation, cellular component: ribosome. Gene Ontology annotation, molecular function: structural constituent of ribosome. The transcript has 2 exons. The record is from RefSeq and is a predicted model, not a curated record. Bases 39 to 302 code for a protein of 87 amino acids. Gene Ontology annotation, biological process: translation.